AUGGAAAGCGUAACACCUGUAGAUCUGGUUGUAAUGAGCAUAAAUUUGGAUAAGCUGGAACAACCAAUAAAACACUUUUUAGACAAGAUUUCUAUGGAAAUUCGCAAUCUCACAAACAUCGCAAACUAUAGUGUCCUAGAAACACUAGACGGGCUUUAUCAGAAACAUCAAACGAGAAACGAUACCCUUUACAAAUUUAUAAAGGAUGCACAAACUGCUUAA
This is a messenger RNA of Theileria equi strain WA, 222 nucleotides long. RefSeq lists its product as hypothetical. Bases 1 to 222 code for a protein of 73 amino acids. The transcript has 3 exons. The record is from RefSeq and is a predicted model, not a curated record. Lineage: Eukaryota; Apicomplexa; Aconoidasida; Piroplasmida; Theileriidae.